This is a messenger RNA of Diachasma alloeum, 1771 nucleotides long. Its product is annotated as ribosomal RNA-processing protein 8. The transcript is spliced from 4 exons. Gene Ontology annotation, cellular component: rDNA heterochromatin; chromatin silencing complex; nucleolus. The record is from RefSeq and is a predicted model, not a curated record. Bases 406 to 1734 code for a protein of 442 amino acids. NCBI's taxonomy places the organism in Eukaryota, Metazoa, Arthropoda, Insecta, Hymenoptera, Braconidae. Gene Ontology annotation, molecular function: methyltransferase activity. Gene Ontology annotation, biological process: cellular response to glucose starvation; regulation of transcription by glucose; rDNA heterochromatin formation.
UGAUGUUGGCACCUCUGACUAAAUAAUUGCAAAAAAUUUAUAGGUUAUGAGAGACGACAUACCCCGACAACUUGUUCCUCUGUUUAUAUUCCUCCCGUCAAUUAACGUAAUCAAUGAUUUUCUAUCUUACCUGGUGCUGCAUAUCCGCACUUUGUUACUGCAUAUUGGAGAGGUGUGACGAGGAGUUUCGUCUGUCUAAAGACAGAAAGAAUCGGGAGUAAACUCAUCCUCAUUUUCCUUCGGCCACUUCACACCUUCUAGAGACUAUUUAUAUUUAUACCUAGGGAGUUCUAGGAAUUUUGGGAAAUGAAUCAUAAAAACUUGUGCGACAUGUGCACUCCAUUCAUCACCACAAAAACAUAAAUAAACUUGUUGUUUGGCUUUUGUUGUUUUCGAAGUUUAAAAAUGAUUUCGCUUUCUAAUAGCGACUGGGAGAAGAGUGAAGUGGGUGAUAGCCUUAGUAAGCAAUUAUUCACGAAGACAAAUUCUCAAAAGAAGAGGAAGAAUCGUGACAAGAAGAAGCUCAAAAACUCUAAAUCCCCUCAACAGAACACAGCCCCCACUGACCCAGCCAAAGACCAAAUACUCUCUCUGAAAAAAAAUCUCCAAGUCAUAAACCAGAAGACGUUGAACUCCAAAAUCGACAAGAAUGUUCACUCCACGAAGAAGUCUACCAAGAAGAAUCCUGCAGAAUCCAAAAAGCAAGCAACGACGAAUAAACAAUUCUUCAAAUCCCUGAAGCAAAAAUCAUUGUCCUCGAACCCCAACGAACGCCCAAAAUCCAAGAAACCAAAAUUUUCUCCUGAAAAAAAUUCUCAGAGCUCCCAAAACCCAUCAAAAUCUCCUAAAAAGCUAAAGCCAAAGUCGAAGAAGAAUAAACGAAAUGCUGACGAACGAAAUGAGCAGAGGAGCAUCUCGAAACCGAAUUUGAGUAAAAAGUUGAAGCCUGAGAAUAAACAAGAAUCAAAACGAAAGAUCGUUAGAUUAAAUCUCAGUGGGAAAACAAAAAUAAAUGUCACCAAAUUGGCACAUCUGUUGGAGGUGAAGAAUAAAGGAGUGGUGGAAAAACCCCAGAGCCUGAGGGAGAGAAUGGUCGCCCAGUUGAGGGCAUCAAGAUUCAGAUAUCUGAAUGAAGAGCUCUACAAGAAUGAUUCGACAGUUUCAAAGCAGAUGUUCAAGGAGGAUCCAGAGGCUUUCAAGGCUUAUCACGAUGGGUACCAGCGGCAGGUAAACCAGUGGCCUGUGAAUCCACUCGAUGUCAUCAUUACUGCAGUAAAAAAAAUGCCUAAAGAUUGGAUAAUUGCUGAUUUUGGAUGUGGAGAGGCCAGAUUAGCAGCUUCUGUCAGUCAAAAGGUCCAUUCCAUUGAUCUCGUAGCGCUGAAUGAUAGAGUCACAGCUUGUGACAUGGCUCACACUCCUCUUCUGAUCGGUGGAGUCAAUGUUGUAGUAUUUUGUUUGUCUCUAAUGGGUACUAAUCUCAAUGAUUAUCUUCGAGAGGCGAAUCGAGUGUUGAAAAAAGAGGGAAUUUUGAAAAUUGCAGAGGUCGAGAGUCGAUUCGACAAUAUCGAGGAGUUUAUAAAUCUACUAGCCAGCUUUGGAUUCAAAAAUACCUGGAAGGACUUGUCCCACAAUUUAUUUUACUUUAUGGACUUCAAAAAAAUUUCCGAAGUCACCAUGAAAAAUCAGAAACUGCCACAAUUAACUUUAAAACCUUGUUUAUACAAAAAAAGAUAAUUGAAUGCAAAAAAAAUAAAAGAGAAGUCAAUUUCAA